This is a messenger RNA of Capsaspora owczarzaki ATCC 30864, 2653 nucleotides long. RefSeq lists its product as hypothetical. Gene Ontology annotation, cellular component: glucosidase II complex. The record is from RefSeq and is a predicted model, not a curated record. The coding region runs from base 17 to 2500 and encodes 827 amino acids. The transcript has a single exon. NCBI's taxonomy places the organism in Eukaryota, Filasterea, Ministeriida, Capsasporidae. Gene Ontology annotation, biological process: N-glycan processing. Gene Ontology annotation, molecular function: protein binding.
GUGUUUGCUGCUGACGAUGAGCUGGUCGCCGGCUGAAGGACAGCCGCAGCAGCAGCAGAGAUGGCUGCCUCCCUCCGCCGGACAACCGCAGUAUCAGCCUCAAUCUUAUCAGCAGCAUCCUCAGCAGCAUCCUCAGCAGCAUCCUCAGCAGCAGCAGCAGCAACAGUAUGGCGUGGAUGCGGCGCGAUCACCUUCAUCCUAUGCCCAGCAUCCUGACUCGACAUUGGCGACUGGGUCGGACGCCAGCAACACUGCCGCGUUCACUGCACCCCAGCAGUAUCAGCAUCAGCAGUAUCAGCAGUAUCAGCAGCAUCCGCAGUAUCAGCAGAAUCCGCAGCACCAGACUGCGCCAGGUCAGCAGCAACUCAGUCCGCCUGCGUCCUCGUACUCCCCUCAUCCACAGCAGCAGCAGCAGCAGCAGCAGCAGGCGUCGUUCUCGUCGUUCGAUGCGUCGUACAAUCCAUACGGCAGCAGCAUGGGCAGCAGUGCGGUGCAGUCGUCGUCGGGCUCGAUGCCAAGCUGGGCAGGCACGACUCGUAUGCGAUCCACCCAGCCAAGCCAGCAGCAGCAGCAGCAGCAGCAACAACAACAGCAGCAACAUCAGCAGCAACAAGCAUAUGCUCAGCAACAGCAGUACAGCCAACAGCAGUUCAACCCGCAGUACAAUCAGCAGCAGCUGCAGCAGCAGCAGCAGUUUGGCUACAAUCCCCGAUCGUCGUCCUCUGCGUAUGCCAAUUCUGUCUAUGGUGGCAACAGCCAAGGCUUUGGAUUUGGCAGCUCGAGUCAUAGCUCGAACAGCUCAGGCGGCAUUGGGCGCAGGCGUGGAAGCUCGGAUGGUCUGCUCCCCAGCGUUGGCGGCGGACAAGCCGGUGGCGGAUUCGGAUUGCGCUCCAAGACGGCCAACAGGCGACUCUUCAUGGUGCUAGGCAUGCUGGCGUUCAUGUGCGUUGUCGGACUGUACUGGAUGCUCAGUCAGGUCGAAUCGGACUUGCAGGCUGGAAUCCAACUGCCGCCAAACCAGCACGGGCGACUGCCAAUCGCAGGUCCGGUCGGCGGUGAUGACGACGACGAGCGCCACCUUCCAAAGGAACCGCCGGUAAAGGGAAAUCCAAACAACUUGGACAACAAUGGAAUACCAGCACUCAACAGGCCUCAGCACCCGGGUCUGAACGGUCCGCCGGUUGACGUCGCCGCUGCUCGCAUGGCGCGCCGGGCAGAGAUGGAGCGCCGCCGUCUCGACAACGACCGCAUCCGACAGGAGGCCAUGGAAAAUCAAGAAGCUGAUCUCGGUGGUGAUGGUGGUGGUGCUGCUGGUGCUGGCGAGGACGGACUGGACAACAACAACAACAACAACAAUAUCAACAACAUUGCAGACAACAACCCGCCACAGAAAGGCCGGGCAAAGCUUCGCCGAGCUGAUGCUCUUUCCGAGCAAGACGUCGAGCAACUGGCUCGAGAGCGCCAGCGCCAUCUCCAGCCAAAUCUCUUGGGCGAAGCCGAGGAGGGCGACCUGCAGGCCAACCCGGAAUUGGCGGUCGCACAGCAGGAGCCGCCCCAGCAUGCCAACGAAGAUCGCCACGAAAUGCACCACGUGUUGCAGCCAGAGAUGGCCGGAGACGAGUUUCGCCGCCGUCAGCGGGGCGUGCAACCGGACUUGCUGUCCGUCUACACGACUGGCGCCACGUUUGCCUGCUUGAAACCCGCCCCCAGCGACCGGGAGCUGCCACAAACAGCCAUCAACGACGAGUUUUGCGAUUGCGCCGACGGAAGCGAUGAGCCUGGCACGUCCGCGUGCUCGAACGGCGAAUUCUACUGCGUGGAGAACGAAAUGCUCAUUGCCUCGUCGCGUGUGAACGACGGCAUUUGCGACUGCUGUGACGGCUCUGACGAGUACUCUUCGCUGCUCCUGGAUCCGAGCGGCCUUGCGCCCGCUGACGUGCCUCGCCGAUGCAGCAACACCUGUUCUGCCUUGGCUGCUGCGCGAGACGAGCGACGGCGGUUGCGUGAGCGCGCGAUUGCUGUCAAGCACGAGUACGAGCAGCAGGCACGACAGGCCUUUUCUGCAGCACAAGUCGCCAAGCUGCAGGUCGUCCCGGGCGACCAACAGCAGCACGAGGGAGGCCCCGACAAACGCGGGGACGCUGCGCCAGUUCCUGCGUUCCCAGCCAUCCUGGAACAUUCCGAGCCAUUGUUUGCAUUCUUUGUGCCUGCCUCUCGCGAGUUUUCCAUUUCCAACGGCCAGUACACGUACACUGUCAAGCUCUUUGAGGAAGUUCUCCAGCACAGCCAGUCCGGCAGCCGUGUGACUCUUGGUCGAACGGUCGAAUGGAAAGAGCCGGGCCGUGUUCUUCGAGUCACAGGCGGCGACAUGUGCCCCAACUCUGUUGCUCGCUCCGUGACGGUCAACUUUACCUGCUCGGACGAGGAUCGCAUUGUCAGCAUUGCCGAGGACGAGCGCUGUCUCUACGUGAUGGAGUUUGCAACCCCUGCCGCUUGUUGAUUUGGUCUUUUUGUCAUUGUUGUGUACCACGCAUCCGGAUGUGUGCGUGUACCAUUGCGAGUUUUUGUACCAAGACAACACAUUUCGUUUUGUUUUUUUCAAUGGAACCAGCGGCGUCAAAACAGUGCAAUCAAUACACUUCAUGUACAAGAA